UGGAAAACGUCGGAAUCGAGCUGAUAUGUUUGAGGACAUUUGUACAUUUGGCGCUAUUUAAACGGAGCCGUCAACACUUCAAUUUACUUUCUAUAUAAAUUGGAGCUUCGCCAUGAUUUGCUGUAACGCGCAUGCGCACAGAAUCGGACCUUAAGCGAUGGCGAAAUUCCUGCUUUUUAUGCAAGGAGGACCAACCUGGGAACCCAAGUUAUCUCGAUAGAACUGACCACUUAGGUGGUGUGGGAGGGUUCGCACCGAGGGGGAAGUUGCUCCUCAUUGCAGCCCGCUGACGUGGACGGCAGAAGGAGAGAAAAAAGGCGACAAAUUUCAGUGCGUUGCAUCGCUUUAUCGUCCAACAACCGUCUGAUUGAGAGACCCUCUCUAGUGGUGUGAAUGAGGGAAACAUGGCAGACCACACCCCGCCUCUGGAGUCCGGCCAGCUUCUCAGCCCUGAACUCCCAAUCCUGGCAUCACCUCCGCCUCCAGCCAUGGUCAACGGGGAGGGCCCCCAGCAGGUAAUCCUGGUGCAGGUAAACCCAGGUGAGGCCUUCACUAUUCGACGAGAGGAUGGUCAGUUUCAGUGUAUCACAGGUCCUGCUCAGGUUCCCAUGAUGUCUCCAAAUGGUUCAGUGCCUCCAAUCUAUGUGCCUCCUGGAUACAUUUCACAGAUCAUUGAGGAGAACGGAGUGCGGCGGGUGCUGGUGUUGCCACAGCAACCCGACUUCCACCCGGGCGGCCACUCACCUCUCCACCAUGCUCCGCCGCCUCCCCACGCCCACCUGCCUGCCUUUAUCCCGCACCCGGCCAUGAUGCCCCCGCCGCCUCAGCUGUACACGGGAAUGGUGGGCGGAGUGAGCGACAUGAGCUCGCAGUACGUCUCCCAAUAUCACCCGGCUCACAUCUACUCAGAGCAAGUCAACUCUGCAGAUUCCCACACCCAACACAGCCGCCCGGCAUUUGUCCAUAGAGAUGACAGAACGAGCAAAACAUACGAGCGCCUCCAAAAGAAGCUGAAGGACCGUCAGGGAGGCAGUGGCGGGGUGCAGGUAAAGGACAGCCCUCCCCCUUCGCCGCAGAAGACGAGCGGAAGCUUCUCGACGCCCAACGUCCACAACGGUGUGGAAGGCAAAGGGCCCGAGGCCGAGCUGCCCGCCGGCCAUGUGGUGGACAAGCUAGCAGGUCGGGGCAAAAACGCAGAGGCUGAAGAGCUGGAUGCAGCAACACAAGCCCUGCAAGCGCUGCUGAGCGCCAUCAGUAAACCGGUGGUGUCAGACAUCCAGGCCCGGGCGGUCGAGGCCAGCUGGAGCGCUCCCAAAACGGAGGACGACAGCACCCCCACGGGGGCCCUCAGCUAUGAGGUGUCUGUCUCGUUUAGCGGCAAGGAUGGCAAGUACAAGAGCAUGUACUGUGGCGAGGAGCUAAGUACAACUCUAGAGAACCUUCGACCAGCAACAGACUAUCACAUCAGGGUCCAGGCCACGUGUAACUGUUUACAGGGAAGCCCGUCGGAAGCCGUGAGCUUCACCACGCUAAGCUGUGAGCCGGAACCUCCCAAUGCUCCCAAGAAAGCCAGCGGGACCAAGAACUCUCUCGUACUCCAGUGGAAGGCUCCCUGCGACAACGGUUCCAAGGUCCACAACUACAUUCUUCAAUGGGAUGAGGGGAAGGGAAAUGGCGUGUUUGAGCAGUGCUACUAUGGACCUCAAAAGCAGUACAGAGUGGCCAAGCUUGCACCAGCCUCCAGAUACUCCUUCCGCCUCGCGGCUAAAAAUGACAUGGGUGUCAGUGAGUUCAGUGAAUCUGUGGAGCUGUUCACCUCGUGCAGUGUGCCGUCGUCGCCGUUGCCUCCCGAUUUGGAGAUGGCCGGCGUCACCUGGCUGAGAAUUAAGUGGCUGCGCCCCAGCAGCUCGCCCAAAGAGGACGACGUCUGCUACGUCCUGGAGAUGGAGGAGGAAGGCUCGGGUUACGGCUUCCAGCCCAGCUACGACGGUGACGAGCUCUCCUGCUGCGUCAGAAACCUCCACAGGAGCACCAAGUACAAGUUCCGGGUGGCGGCGUAUAACUCGGAAGGCAAGAGUAACCCCAGCCCGGUGGUGGAGUUCAUCACCAAACCGGACAGACCCGGCUAUCCCUCCAAGCCCGUCGUCAAGGGCAAAGUUCUGCCCAACAGCUUCAAGAUGGCCUGGGAGCCCCCCAAAGAAAAUGGCGGAGCGGAUGUCACCAAGUAUGUUGUGGAGAUGUCGGAAGGUUUAAGCGGUUUGACGUGGGAGCUGGUGUAUUCGGGCCCGGCCACGGAGCACCUGUGCGAUGGUCUCAAGCCCGGCUGCUCCUACCAAGCGAGAGUGCACUGUAUGAGCGAGGGGGGGCAGAGCCCGCUGUCGGAGACCCUGCAGGUCCAGACUCCCGCGGUGCCCCCAGGGCCCUGCCAACCCCCCCGAUUGGUGGGCAAGCCCAAAGCCCGCGAAUUGCAGCUCCGCUGGGCUGCGCCUCAGGUGGACGGUGGCAGCCCGGUGUCGUGCUACAGCGUGGAGCUGAGCGGGCCGCAGUCGGAGGAGAGCAGGGAGGUCUACCAAGGUCCUGAGCUGGACUGCUCCGUGGGGGGCUUGAUGCCCGGCAGGACCUACGGCUUCCGGCUCAAGGCUGGAAACAAGGCCGGGUUCGGGCCACUCUCCGAACGCUAUGAUGUCACCACCGGCCCCGGGGCCCCCGAGCAGUGCAAAGCUCCUUCCAUCACGUGCAAAUCACCCAGCUGUGCCGUCGUCAGCUGGGAGGCGCCACCUUGCAACGGGGCUCCGGUGACAGAGUUUCGUCUGGAGUGGGGGGCCGCCGAGGGCUCCAUGCAAGUCUGCUACAGCGGAGCGGCCCUCGGCCACGAGAUGAAGGGCCUGCUCCCCGCCACCAAUUACUUUUGCAGGGUGCAGGCUCUGAACGUGGCGGGCGUGGGCCCUUUCAGCGAGGCGGUCUUGUGCCUGACCCCCUGCUCAGUCCCCGCCGCCGUCGGCAGCAUCUGCGCAAUGAAGGAGUCCGAGCUCACCAGGUUCGGCGUUGAUGACAACGACGACGAGGAGGAGGAGGAAGACGAGGAGGAAGAUGAGGACGAAUGCAUCCGGCCACCGCCACCGCCGCUCUACUCGCCAUCCACCUGCGUGGGGAUCUGCUGGGACCCCCCCUGCGACCACGGCUCGGAGAUCACAUCCUACCUGAUCGACCUGGGCGAACGCCAGCCCGUCGUGGUCGGCCCCGUCACAAAACACGUCAUCCAGAACCUGCAACCCGACACCAGCUACAGGAUCCGAAUCCAGGCCCUGAACUGCUUGGGCGCGGGGCCCUUUAGUCACACCUUUAAGCUGAAGACCAAGCCCCUGCCCCCGCAGCCCCCCCGCCUGGAGUGCACGGCCUUCAGCCACCACACCCUCAGGCUCAAGUGGGGCGACGGUCCAGCCAAAGCCGCCGCCUCGGACGCCCUCCAGUAUCACCUGCAGAUGGAGGACAAGAGUGGCAGAUUUAUCUCCUUGUAUGAAGGAACCUGCCACACCCACAAAGUGCAGAGGCUAAAUGAGUCUACCUCGUACGCGUUCCGCAUCCAGGCCUUGAACGAGGCGGGCUCGGGGCCCUUCUCGGCUGUUUACACCUUCACCACCCCGCGCUCUCCCCCGGCCCCCCUCAAAGCCCCCAAGGUGGAGCGCGUGGAUGACAGUUCCUGCGAGGUGAGCUGGGAGGCGCUGUCGCCCAUGAAGGGCGGCGACCCGGUCGCCUACGCUCUGCAGUUCAUGAUGGGGAACUCCGACUUCAAGCAGGCGUACAAAGGUCCCGGCACGUGCUUCACCGUGCAGCACCUCCACCCCAACAGCGACUACCGCUUCCGGGUGUGCGCCAUCCGCCAGUGCCAGGACGCGCCCGAGCUGAGCGGGCCCUACAGCCCCACCGUGACGCUCGCCGUCCAACGGGGGGGAGACGGCCCCGCCUCGGCCUCCUCCUCCUCCUCAUCCAGGUCCGCGUCCUCGUCCGCCUCCUCGCCGUCCUCCUCCUCCUCCUCCUCGACGUCCGGGCGGGCCGGACGCAGCCUGACGGACGAGCAGUGCGCCUUCCUGCUCCUCAUGGUGUUCGCCGUCAUCGCCAUCCUCAUCGCGUUCGUCAUCCAGUACUUUGUCAUCAAAUGAGCGCCCCCAACAGGGCACCACGGUUAUUACAGCUUUACUCUCCACCCUUUCACACUUUCCUCCUCUUUCCGCUCCACCACUGGCAGGGCGAGCGGGGAGCUUCUUGUCACACACAAGUAUGCACAUUGUUCAUUGCUCCGCAAAAAAAAAAAAAAAAAAUCGGGCUCUUGGGUGAAAUAACGGGACGACUGUAAAAUGCACAAAUAACCUUCAAGGUAACUUAAUUUGGCCUCGAAGCUGGAAAAUUUGGGUCCACUUACGCCUCUCUGUGACUUCUCCAGUCUCUGUCAAGGUAUGGUGAAACAUACGCAGUUGCCCCCGGUACUCGUUCCAGUGUUUGAACUACAAAGGGAGUUGGAAAUCACACGGCAUGGAACGUAAGCGGUGGGGGGACAUUUUCAAUUUUGAUCCAGACUUUUUGCCCCAACUCAAAAAAACAAAUCCAUUUAGUCAGAAACAAGAAGUUAGACGCUCUCGAUUGGAGAGGGGCAGCACCAAUUAUCAAAAAAAAAAAAAAUAAGAUGCCGAUUUUGAUAAUUGUUUCUUUGCAUUAAUCUUGCGAUUAUUGCCUAGCUGUCGUUUACUUGGCUUUAUGUCAUGAAACAAUACCAAUUUUUUUUUAAGUUCUGUUCCUUGCUAGGAAUUUUUUUCUAGAAUAAUCAAUUCUAAAACUACUGGAUAGCUUAAUUGAUUUGCUUCAGUGGGCCACAAAAAAUAUAUAUAAUGUGACAGAGAGACUGGAGGAGGAACAGAAAGACACUAGGGGGGCGUUUCAAACACUUAACAAAUGCAGUGGUUGUCAAAUUUUGUUUCAUAAAAAAAAAAAAUUAAAUCAAAAAUAUCAAUCACAAUCACACUGAAAUACAUGCAAAAAUGUAUUGAACUUUAAAGUUCAACACAACUGAACUGACAAUCACUGUCGUGCAUUUUCAUUUUCGACUCAUCAUGAAAAGCCCAACCUGCCCAACUUUUUGCGAGUACGGUUUAGAUUUGUAGUUGUUUCCACUUUGAAUCUUUUUUUUUUUUUUUUUGGGUGGGUGUAGUAUCCGCGUGACCUGCCUGGUGAGUUUGCACAGUGAAGGCUUGAGGACCACAUGAAGGGAAUUUUAACUAAAUCCUCCCCAAAUCUAUCCAAAAACAAAAAUCCAUAUUGUAGGAAGAUGAUUGAGCACUUUCGGUUUUUCUUUUCGUUCAUGUGGCGAAUGUUGAAGGAUGUAAAAAAAAACGUGAGCAGAGAAAAUCCUAUUUUUGUACAGCGACGGCGGCAGAGGAUGACGACAACAAAAAAAUAGGCUUGGGUUUCAAACGUGAGAGAAAAAUGCAAAGCAACCAACAAAUCCAACUAUUUUUUAUUCCCAUGAUCAUGAUAAUGUAGCUUGAUUUUACAAUGGCGCAGCAGCUGCUUGACGACGGAAAUCUUGUUCAGCACAAAAAGAUGUUCGCUUCCCUUUUGUUGUUUCCUUGAUGUUUUUUGUUUGUUUGUUUUUUUGCACCUUAGGGAAAGGAAAACAAAAACCUUGGCUGACUGCAUCCAGGUUGGCAUUUUACGCCACUAACACUUUUAAAAAAACUAAUUAAUUAAAAAGUCGGCAUCGCUGAAACAACUGAGCAAAAAAGAAAUAAAGAAAAAAAACGAUAAAAAGGUGUGGUUUCCGAGGCCUUAUUGGGGAAGACUUAAUUUCAUGUUGAGGUUUUGUUUUUGUUUUUUAAUUCUUUUUUUUUUUUUUUUUUUUUUUGCUACCUUUUAUUUUCCGUCAGUAAAGAGAAGAAACGCCGUAGUUGUUAGUGCGUGUUUCGUUUGACUUUUUUUUGUUGUUGUUGUUGUUUUUACUUUUGGCUCGUCCAGGGUUACGUGUGAAGUAUAUAUAUAUAAAUAUAUAUAAUCUAUUUUUUAUAUCAUGUGAUAAUAUAAGUCGAGAAGAAUAACGAUUUGCCGCGUACACCCUAUCCGUCACGUUAUUUUGAUUUCUGUGUAAUCAAAAGCAUUUCAAGCUAUUCUUGUCUUCAUUCCGAAAUUUGCAACUAUAUUACUAAAAUUAAAAAUAAAAAAAAACACAGUACCUUGCAAAAAAAAAAAAAAAAUUAGUCCUCAGACGUUCUCUCUCGCCGUCUAUCGUUUGAUACCAACUUGUGGCAUUCAAACAUCACCUGAUCAAUUUGGAGAGAUGAAAGCAAAAACGACCCCCCCCCCCCCACCCCCCAAGAAAUAUAUUUAAAUAUAUGCACAUGGAUGGAGAAACAACCAUUUUUAUGUUAUUUUAACCUUUGCAGUUAUACCUCAUUGAGCAUACAUUCCAAAAAUGGCAAUUUGUUAUACGAUACAUACUUGGCUAACGAGACAUAUCACUUUCCAAAUGUUGAUUAUGUGGGCGGGGAAAUGGAAUGGAAUCAUAGAAAUGUAUUUAACGUGUAUAUGUAUAGUCAUGAUAUCUACAACAAAUUCCAUGCACAAUAAAAGAUUUAUUAUUCUUAAA
Hippocampus zosterae (dwarf seahorse) is the source of this 6634-nucleotide messenger RNA. It is a transcript of the gene fndc3a, whose product is annotated as fibronectin type III domain containing 3A. The record is from RefSeq and is a predicted model, not a curated record. Gene Ontology annotation, molecular function: protein binding. Lineage: Eukaryota; Metazoa; Chordata; Actinopteri; Syngnathiformes; Syngnathidae. Bases 405 to 4160 code for a protein of 1251 amino acids. The transcript has 27 exons.